GGAAAGGUGUUGAGUGUUAAGAGCCGGGCAGACAGAUGCACUCAUAGUUUUAAUACACUCUGGAUUAAAGAAAGCUCUCCUAUCAUAGUCUGGUUGCUCGAUUCAUAUCAAAGAUCACCACGAAACCGAAAAAAUGAGUAAUUUCAACCCAGGUCUUCUUGCAGCUUACAACAGUUUAACAGACAAACAUCUGACUGGAUACUUCAACAAUGCAAAAAUACGAAGACAUCUUCAAAAAGUCGGGCUGAUCACCCAGAGUGGACAGAUUGUUCCGGAUAAGGAGUACAAGCACAAGUUGAUCCAAAGAGCGCAUCAGAGACAUGUGAGAGAGUGUCUGGCUCAGGCCAUCUUCCACAAGGUGCUAGACAUGGAGCGCCUUCAUCAAACCGAGAUCAAGAGAAAACUUGAAGAAUUUGCACGGAAGGAACGAAUCCACAAAAAGAAGGUUGAGCGCUCCAAGAGAUAUGAUGAUGAACCAUUGCUAAUGCUGUCGCCUCGGCCACCCACGGGGCCAAAGAUCUCACCCGCACGCCAUUCUGGACCGGAGGGAGAGAAUUCUGAGUCAACGGAAUCUCCGGGUUCCUCCAGGCCCAAUACAGCUCCAGGGAAGAUGCAGAGGCCCGUUCGACUCAAGCCUCUGAACAGCAACAGUGCCACAGCCUCUCAGAAAAGAACCUUCCCUGGAUACAGACACCAGGACCGGGACUCUUCCAACGACACCGAUCAGCCCCUCAGUUAUACGCUGGACAGAGACACCAAGAGACGUUUGACCAUAACAGACUUCUCUAGUACUGUCUUGCCCUAUCAUCUCCCUGUCAUUAACAACUAUCUGACCCCUGUGCCGCCCCUCACAAAGAAGAAAGAAAGAGGGCCAAAACCGAAUGGUACACUUAGGGGUCGAAAGUUAAGACCUACUACGGCGCCAACAGCAUCUACAGAGCCAUCCACUCUCCAGAGGACGUCUGCCCAGAGUAAAGUGUCUGUAAGAAUUAUGUACUUUGGAAAGAGUGUCCACCUGUCCCAUGAUCUAAUGGACCUCAGAGAUGAGGUGAAGGUCUUCCAGCAGCAUUGUGGAGGAGAGAACCUCUGUGUCUACAAAGGGAAGCUAAAAGAGGGAGAAAUUUUACAGUUUGUGUCAAGACGUCACCUAGGAUUUCCCUUCAGCCUUACUUUCUUCCUGAAUGGCCUGCAAGUUGACCGGCUCAGCUCCUGCUGUGAGUUCAAACACAGGAAAGGCGCUCGACUCGGGGGCCGACAUGGACACUUUGGAUUUUGUGGUGUGGAGGGAGCCUCUCCUUGCUACAAGUGUAUUAUUGCCAUGGGCUUGGACAAGAAACCCACCCCUCCUCCUAAAAGAGUUAAAGAGGAGCUGCCCACCUCUAAAUCUCCUAAUGCUAAAGAGGCUACAGAUGAAGAUGAGCACAUAGACACACAUUCUAAUGUGGAACCUGAUGCACCUGAGGAAAUGGAGACAGAGCCCAAUGGAGAAAUAGCUGGACAAAAAAAGUCCAGAGAUGAGUAUGAGGAAGACUUUGAGGCAGAUGAUGAAGGACAAGUUGAAGAUGGUGAUGAAGUUGAGGAAAAGCCAUCUUCUGCUGUCAGUGAUGGAGAAAAAGAACGAGAGACCAGGGAUGAAAAUGAAAAUGAUGUAAAUGAAAAGCACAUUGAGUCCGACAGUGAAGCUGAGGAUGCCAAUAUGUCUAGUGAAUACUUAAAAGAGGUCAGAAGGUCAUCAUCUGUCUCAUCUGGUCAAACGUCCAGCUUAUCUAGCAGUGACAAUGAAAACAGUGAGAGAGAAAUUGAGGAGGAGACCAAAAAAGUAACUUCUGCUAAUGUUCCAGAGGAGCACAUACACGCUGAUCCAGAGGAAGUCCUCCCCACAGCACAGACCACAGCUGAGACCAAAAUGGAGAUGACAGACAUCACAGAGUCCAGCUCUGUUACACUGCCUCAGGCUGCUGAGGAAGACUCUGGGACACAGGAUGGUCAAGGGGACGGCAUGGAGAAGAGCGACCUGGAAAUGUCAGAAGAUACAGAGAAGACAGAGGGAACUGAAGGUGAGGAGGCUGGGGAGGAAGCCAAACCUGAAGAUAAGCCACAAGAGACUGAACCGGAGAGAGCCAAAUCAAUGCAGGGGAAGUUGACUGAAGCAAUUUUGAAGGAAUCUCAGUGUAGUUCAGAGCCAGAGCUUAGUGAUACAUGCACAGAAGAGGAUGAAGGGGCCUCAGUGAAGACCCAAAAAGACAGCCAAGGAGCUGAAACCAAGAGUGCAGUUGGUUUCACUUCACCGCAACUGUUAAACACAAAUGAAGAUAUUUCAAAGGAGACUGAAGUCAACACACAGGAAGCUGCAUGCGAGGAAACUGCCCAUGGUGAUGUCAAGACAGGGCAGCCUGCAGAAGAGACAAACAGACAGGAGCCUUAUGACCAAAAAGAGGAGGAAAGAGAAGAAAUCGAGGAAAAUCAGGAGACGAAAGCAAGUUUAGACAUGGAGGAAAAGCAGGAGGAAGAGCAAAGUGAGAAGACAAAUGAGGUUGGAGGACAAGAAGAUAAAGAGGAAGUACAGACUGAGAGUGAGGGUGCUAGCCAGGACAUACAGGAGGAAACAAAAGAUGAAGACAACGCUAAUGAGGCUGCAGAGUUCAAUACAGAGUCUAAAGAUGAAGACAUGUCCAAAUCAAAAGAACCAGAGACACAUACUGAAACGCUAGACUCUGGAAAUACAGACAAUAAAGACAUUACAUUGAUGGGGAAUGAUGUUCCAGAGACAGACAAAGAGUCUGCAAUUGAGAAAGAGGGUUCAGUAUUGCACACUGAGAAUGAUACAGAAACAGGUGCAGGUGACACUGAAAGACAGAGAGACGCUGAUGACGCACAUCAGAACAUAGAGAGGAGGAGCGAUGGACAGCCAGACAGAGAUGAAAGAGACCAAGCAGAUGAGGCUGGUGAUGACAGGUCAUCUGGGGAAAAGGUCCAGGAAACAGAUGGCAAGGUGGAUGUUGAGGAGUUGUUUAGUCAGGCGGAAAAUGGAGAGAAAUCUAGUGAAGUAGAAGAUAAGACAAAGGAUGGGUUAGAGAAAGUGGAGGAAAACAAGGUGGAAGUGGAUGAAGUUGUAGAAAAUCUAGAGGGUGAGGUUAAACAUGAAGAUCCAGGGACAGAGGAAGCAAGGAAAGCAAUGAAUGGAGAGAUCCAAGCUGGUGAGAAAGAAAAUGAUUUAGAGGGUGGUGAUGAUUCAAAGACAGAUGAUGAAGAAAAAAAAGACAGUGCAGAGAGAGACGAGGAUGAUGUGAAUGUUGGACAGGAAGCAAGAGAAGAUGAAGGGCAGUUUGGUUAUUCUGGAGAUACAGAAAAUGUAUUAGAGGAUGGUAAAGAUUUGAAUGUAGAAAAUACAGAGAAAAAGGGUGAUGCGGAGAGAGAGGAAGAUGGUGAGAAUGAUCAACAGAAAGAUGUGGAACAGGUUAGAGACAACCUUAGUGUAGUGCCCGAAGAAGAAAUUGAAGAGAAUAAACAGAAUGAUGAGGAUGAGAUUGUGGGAGAAAAAACUGAGAAAGUGAAAGACAAGGAGACAGAAGAUGGGAACAAGGAAGAGGAAAUAGAGGCUGAAGUAGAGAAUGUAAAAGGGAAUGCGAUGGUAGAAGUAGAUGAGAGCUCUGCAGUGAAUGAGGCAAAAGACACUGGGCAAGAAAAUGAGUUCGAAACAGGUGAAAUGUUGGUUGAAGACUUGAAAUGUGAGGGAGAUGAGGCAGAGAAAAAGGUGGCAUAUAGAUAUAAGAUUACUGAUAAUCCAAAGAAGGAGAAGGAGGGAGAUGAGGAGGCCAUUUCAGGUGAAAAUUUAGCACAGAAACCAGAUUACGACUUGACUGAGGACCAAAAUACGGAAUCGGUUUCACAGGAAGAACAAAUGGAAUUAGGUUCCAGUGGGGUGAAAAAAGAUGACAUGGAGCCUAGUAUGAAAGAGAAGGAGGGUGAACAUCUUACUGCUGAGGUGAAUAAUGACCUACUGGCAAGUAACAUAGAUGCUGAAAAUGGAGAGCCAAGGAAUGCAAGUCCUGAGGAGUUCAGAAAGGUGGAGGAACAUCUCCAAGAUGAGGAAACUCAAAAAUCAGAGCCAGAGACUGAUAAAGAAAUACCAGAGGAGGAAAAGGAUGAUGAAAAAGAGCAGGAGAAAGAAAACAGUGAUAUGACUGAUGUUGAAGCUGUUCCUUCAGAGAGAGACUCUCAGUUGGGUGCUGAACAAAAAUCAGACAAAGGGGAUGAUAAAUCUAUGUCAGAAAAGGCUGAAAAAGAAUCGGAAAUCUCUGCAACAACAUUCAUUGAAAAUGUUGCCCCUGAGGAAACAUUAGACUUGCACGACAUACAGAAGGUGGCCAAUAAGUAUGCAGAUAGUGAUAUUUUUGCCUCAGAAGAAGCCGAGGUCUCUGCAGAUGAACCAAAUUAUAUAGAGUCAGAACCAAAAAGCACCAACAAUGAACUGAAAAGCAGAGAUGCUUCAGAAGGAAAGGACAAAAAACUAGAGGAACCUUCAGGAAAGAAAAGGAAUUCUCUCAGUGAAAAAGAGGGAGGCUCAUCUAUUUCCCAUUCGGUGGAAUUACAGCCUGUGGAGAAAGUGUUGGCACUUAAAAAAGAAGAGAAGGAUCCAGUUAUGAGCGUGGAUUCAGAAGAUCUGGACAUUCGUCCAGCAGCUUUAGCUAAAGGAGAUGGUGUGGACCUAGUGAGCAACUGGAUUAAUAUACAUCAAGCAUCCAAGUACUUUGAGACAUUCAUCAAGCCUCUUGAUGACAUAAAAGAGGGGCUUAUCUUGGACGAAACAGAGAAGAGUUCAAACGGUGAAGCAUUAGAUGCUACAGAUACAGCACCAAGUACUUAUUUUGGGAGCCUCGAAGAAACAUCGAAGAGUGGAGAUGAUAUUGAAACUCCACUAAGGAACGAACUCAAUGAGAACACAGAGCCUUAUACUCUUGUCAAAAGAUUCAAAGCUGAGGUUUUAGAAGCAGAUGCUCAGAGCAAUCACUCCAAAGACAGUAUACAUGGCUCAGCCAAAGAUGAAGGGGUCAAGGAGGGAGGAACUAUAAGAGGUUCUUUGGUAACUACAUUGUCAAGUAAUGAUGAUGACACUAAUCAAAAAGAGAUGGUCAGACAAGGAGCUGCUUCGACAAAUAAUGUCGGAAACCUGGUAACAUCAGCAGAUACAACAAACAACAUUCAAGACGGAGACCCCUCAGAAACUGAACAACAGGAUCUUUCUAGAAAUUCAGAAGGGUCAGAGCAAAAUAAGCAAGAUGAAAUCACAUAUUUGUCCUCUAUUUCCCAAACCGAGGAAGCAGCAGAGACCAUGGAGAGUUCCGAACAUAAUUUGAAAUCUGAACAUGUACCUCAGUUGGAGUAUAUUGAGCCACAGAGUCCAACAAUCACAGUAAUUACAGAUCACACAGUUGUCAAUAAAUGUGAAAACGGGAGCCAAGAUGACACAGCAAGUGUAGACUUACAUUCCAAACAGUCCGAUGGAAGUAGGAAUGCAGAUGGAAACAGGAGAACUAAAGUAAUCGAUAGCCAUUUCAAACAGACUCUCAGCAGAGACUCUUUAAGCACUUUCUCAUUGGAUGACUCCAAGUUAUUUGGGCCUACGGGAUAUCCAAGAUUAACCACUGCUCACACAGACAACAGUUAUUAGUAUGUAGACAAUACUCACAGGUACUUCAUCAGUGCAUAUUACUGAUGGAAUCACUUUUGUGAGACUGAACUGUUCCAACCUUGUUUUGGCUUCCCAAGCUCAGAAUACAGUAGCACUUCAUGUGUAGA
Myxocyprinus asiaticus (Chinese sucker) is the source of this 5799-nucleotide messenger RNA. RefSeq names its product glutamate-rich 3 (gene erich3). The record is from RefSeq and is a predicted model, not a curated record. The transcript has 14 exons. Lineage: Eukaryota; Metazoa; Chordata; Actinopteri; Cypriniformes; Catostomidae. Bases 134 to 5671 code for a protein of 1845 amino acids.